UGUCUACCUAUAUCUGCUAUCAAGUCCACACGACAAAUUGGUCUCGCAAGCAUUCACCAGUAUGUCCACGCCAGAAGCUACAGGAACUCGACAGAGAGUCAACAAGACCGAUGGCGAGACUGAGAACCCAGCGUCCCUCAGUACAGACUCUAAACGCAAAGUCCCGCAGAACAAACCAGCUGUGAAGCCUCCCUUCGCCGAUGUCUCGUUCGGACGAUUUAUGACAUACCUCGUCAUGGCGCUCGCUGCACUUGGUGCAUUCUACGGAUGGAGAUUCACCGUCUGGGCAGCAGAAGCUGGAGGUUACUGGAACCUCAUCACAGGAAGACACGCACCAGCUACGAGACUCAGCGAAGGAGCUAUCAACGCGGCAGCGAAAGCGGCUUCCAAGGCAAAGGCAAAGAGCUCUGGCUCCGGCUCUGGAGGUGGUCAAACGGAUAUAGAGUCCCAGAUCAUCUCAUUGGCUAGCGCUCUAGGUAUCAAGCCUGCAGACUUGUCGUCCGCUAUCCGUCCAUUGAUCGACCCAACUGCGCCGAACCCCGCUGAAGUAGCUAGACGAGAAGCCGAGCUCAAAGCCAAGAGUGCUUCUGGGGACGCCAAAGCGGAGAAGAAGGGGCCGGGUCUCCUAGCCCAGAUCGAAGAGAUCGUACUGGACUAAGCUCAUAACAAUCAAUUGAAACAGCCUUA
Messenger RNA from Kockovaella imperatae, 687 nucleotides. RefSeq lists its product as hypothetical. Lineage: Eukaryota; Fungi; Basidiomycota; Tremellomycetes; Tremellales; Cuniculitremaceae. The transcript is spliced from 4 exons. The coding region runs from base 62 to 658 and encodes 198 amino acids. The record is from RefSeq and is a predicted model, not a curated record.